GGGCCAGCGGGUCCGCAAGCACCCCCAGGAGUCGGACAACACCACCUUCAGCGGGGCGGAGGACAACUGCGACAGCCGCUCCCACCUCAGCAACGCCUCGGCGCCCAGCCAGCCGGAGGCCGGGCCCAGCUGCAAGCGCUCCAGGGCCUCCGACGAGUCCGUGGCCGAGCCCGAGACCUCCCACGACGGCGGGCGGGGCAGCCCCGAACCCGGCACCGAGGCCAGCACCAGCGAGAUCGAGCUGGUCUUCCGGCCCCACCCGCUCCUGGUGGAGAAGGGGGGCUACUCCCAGACCAGGUACGUCAAGACCACGGCCAACGCCACAGUGGACCACCUCUCCAAAUACCUGGCCCUGCGCAUCGCCCUGGAGGAGGAGGACCCCGACCCGGGCCCCGAGCCCCCCGCCCUGGAGGACGUGAGCGAGAAGCAGUACACCAUCUACAUCACCACGGCGGGAGGGGCCUUCACG
Molecule: messenger RNA, 469 nt
Organism: Protobothrops mucrosquamatus (brown spotted pit viper)
Lineage: Eukaryota; Metazoa; Chordata; Lepidosauria; Squamata; Viperidae
Product: E3 ubiquitin-protein ligase RING2-B-like
Exons: 2
Biological process (GO): negative regulation of DNA-templated transcription
Cellular component (GO): PcG protein complex; ubiquitin ligase complex
Molecular function (GO): chromatin binding; ubiquitin protein ligase activity
Source: RefSeq, a predicted model, not a curated record